UAAAUCCUGACAGAGAAAAACAAGUUGGGCAGACAGUAGCAGCGCAGACUGGGAUCAGUGUUGUGUAUAAAAAAUUAUCCUUAAAGUAUUUCAGUACAUUUCUCAUCUUUGGAUCCCACAUUACCAUGGGGACAAUUACAGUCUUUCUCCUCUGCAGCUUUGUAGUUUUCCAGAUUGUUUGUACAGUGGGUACUGCUCAGAAUAAGGUGACUUUACUGCCGGACAAGCCCUUUGUGAGGUUGCACGUCCUUGACAAAGCUGAACUGGAGUGCUGCUACUCCAAAAGUGAGACGCAAGUGGAAAUCAAAUGGUACCAUCAAACCACCAAAGACAUACAGAAAGUGAACCCCACAGAACGCGUGACUCCAAAAGACAUUAAGUGCCAUGCCAAUGGCAAUUGCUGUGGCAUGCUCAUCUUGGAUCUGGUCCGCCAGAAUGACACUGGGCUGUACCAGUGUCUGCUUACCUUCAAUAAUGAGGAAAUCAUGUCACAUGGCACCUACCUGCAGGUCUACAAGCCGAUGGAGAAGACAAUAAAUAUGAGCGAGAGCACCAAAAACAAGAUCCUGACAGCUGAGGGAAUCUUACUGCUACUGUGUGUGCUGCUGCCCUCUAUCUCCCUUCUCUCCAAGGUGAAGUUGUGCCAUUUCACAGAUUUACCAACUUCUGGUUUCCCCUCACAGUCAAAGAGAAUAAAUGAACUGAAGAAGAUAAAAGUGACAAGUGAAGAGGAAAACAUAUAUCAGGGGCUAAAUCUGGACGAGUGCUGGUCCACAUAUGAUCAGAUUGAACGUCCCCAGACACGUGGCCAGUACCAGGAUGUCGGCAACAUAAAGGGGUUGGAGGAGGAGGAGAUCCAGCUGGAAAAACCCUGAAGGAAAUGGGAAAGAUAAAGAAAGGGAGAGUGUUGAGUGUAUUUAAAGGGCUGACGUACAACUCUGUGAUAUCUUAAUAGCAUCUUCAUUCUUUACCACAGGCAUUUGGAGUUUUGUACAGAGCAUGCAGCUACAGUUUUAGCAUCUGAUAACAUAUCUUGUAAGCAGUGUGUUUAUGUGGGAUUGAACAUAGAUUAAAGAACUGGAAACAGCAGGAGUUGACUAAAAAGUCUUACCAAUGGCACCACCCAUCACACUCAAUAUUGGCCAGUAUUAUAGAAAUAGGAAGUUCUGAUGUUCAAACUGAUUGUAAAGAUAUUUGAUUUCUACAAAUGAGUGCUACUAACAGCAAUAUACGUAAAUGUGUCUUCCACUCCAUCAUUUAUCAAACCUUGUAUUCCAAUGAAGUUCAAGAAACGGAGGCUAAAAAUUAGGCUAUAUGUCUCUGGACUUUGCAUUUUGUAUGUAUAAUAAAUAAACUUGCAGUGGAAAGUAGUUACAACAGUCAACAUGGACAAAAAGAGUUCAGAUUUUUGUUAACACAUAUUAAACCAGGCAACUUCCUCUUUUGAAAAAUAUUGUAUGAUGUAAAUCAAAGCUCGAAAAUAGCUUCUUAGUGUAACUGGUGCUGAGACGGUUUUGUUAAAAGUUUCUUUAAUGUUCAUUUAAAUGAUUAAAGAUUUCUUGUAUUUUA
This is a messenger RNA of Eleginops maclovinus (Patagonian blennie), 1569 nucleotides long. It is a transcript of the gene cd79a, whose product is annotated as CD79a molecule, immunoglobulin-associated alpha. Gene Ontology annotation, biological process: B cell receptor signaling pathway; B cell differentiation. Lineage: Eukaryota; Metazoa; Chordata; Actinopteri; Perciformes; Eleginopidae. Bases 126 to 875 code for a protein of 249 amino acids. Gene Ontology annotation, cellular component: external side of plasma membrane; B cell receptor complex. The transcript has 5 exons. The record is from RefSeq and is a predicted model, not a curated record.